Molecule: messenger RNA, 702 nt
Organism: Dictyostelium discoideum AX4
Lineage: Eukaryota; Evosea; Eumycetozoa; Dictyosteliales; Dictyosteliaceae
Gene: eIF3s4
Product: RNA-binding region RNP-1 domain-containing protein
Exons: 5
Coding region: 1-702 (233 amino acids)
Source: RefSeq, a predicted model, not a curated record
AUGACAUCCACAAACAUUGAUAACAGAGUACCAAUUGAAAAAACCAUUGAAGUCAUCGUUAAGAAUGAUAAAGGUGAAGAAGUUAAAGUUAUUAAAAGAUAUCAAGAAUAUCAAAUCACUGUAAAGAGAAAUAGAAAGGUUGAUGAAAGAAAGAAAUGGAAAAAAUUCGGUGAAUGUGAUAAUAAAACUGGUUUAGAAAAUACUGCAUAUGGUGAUGAACAAUUCUUAGUAUUAACUAGAGGUGCUGAAGUUAAAGAAGAAGAGAAAGAUGUUGUUAAAUGUAGAAUUUGUAAAAAGAACCAUUUCACUACAAAGUGCCCAUACAAGGAUGCCUUAGAAUUAACCACUCAACCACAAAAAUCAGAAAAAGAAGAGAAACCAAUUUCAAACAAAUACAUUGCACCAAACUUAAGAGGUGGAUACACUGGUUCUGCACCAAGUGGUAGUGAUGUACCAAGUAUUAUGGUUUCCAAUCUUUCACAAAAUGCAACCGAAAAAGAUCUUUACGAAUUAUUUGGUCAAUUUGGUCCAGUUAGCAGAGUUUCAAUUCCAAAAUCAAUGGAAGGUUCAUCAAAGGGUUUUGCCUACGUUACCUACAAUCAUCUUGAUUCAGCUGAAAAAGCUUUGAAACAACUCAAUGGUCACAGAUACGAUUACCUUGUUUUGUCUCUCGAAUUCGCCAAGAAAAAGAGUCUCAAUUAA